UGUCGCAGCUAUACGGCAGUAAACUACAGCAGUAAUCCUAUAUAACUGUUUGUCCCCGUUAACAUGAACAUAAAUGUUGACGGGGAUACAUAAAUAACGCCGUCGUUUUGGACAGUUGAAGGAGCUCUUAAACAGACUAUGGCAUGGGCAGUCUUAACCAUCCGCCCCCAAGGCGUCUUGAAACUUUCAAUGUUCCACAUUAUUUCAAAACGAGACUGGAAUUCCACGAGAUACACUGUGAUUUCACAGGUUAAGAAACUGAAGUCCAACACCGACAAUGGGUCACCCUCGCCCGCUCUGAGCCCCGAGCAGCUGGAUCGGAUCGCCAAAAACAAGAAACUGGCACUAGAGAGGUUAGCUGCCAACUCCGCUCCAGAUGGCUUCGGGGAGACCUGGCGGAGAGUGCUUGGCACAGAGUUUUCCAAACCAUACUUCAAAACGCUGAUGUCAUUUGUCGCUGCAGAAAGGCAAAAACACACCGUCUAUCCACCUGCCCACCAAGUCUUUACUUGGACACAAAUGUGUAACAUCAAAGACGUGAAAGUGGUGAUUCUUGGUCAGGAUCCCUAUCAUGGACCAAACCAAGCACAUGGACUAUGCUUCAGUGUUCAGAGACCUGUCCCACCUCCACCAAGUUUGGAAAACAUGUACAAAGAAUUGGCUUCAGACAUUGAAGGCUUUCAGCACCCAGGUCAUGGAGAUCUGACAGGAUGGGCCAAACAAGGUGUCCUGUUGCUGAACGCAGUGCUGACCGUGCGGGCACACCAGGCCAACUCUCACAAAGACAAAGGCUGGGAGACGUUUACAGAUGCUGUGGUCAGUUGGCUGAAUGCUAACCUGGAGGGUGUGGUCUUUAUGCUUUGGGGCUCCUAUGCACAGAAGAAAGGGGCUGCCAUUAAUAGGAAAAGACACCAUGUCCUUCAGACUGUGCACCCAUCCCCACUGUCUGCACACCGUGGGUUCUUUGGCUGCAGGCAUUUCUCAAAGACCAAUGAGUUGCUGAGAAAAUCUGGAAAGACACCCAUUGAUUGGACCACACUCUAAAACACUGGUUAUGUUGCUGUUGAUGUUGAUGUUGCUGUUGUUUGUGGCGUUUCUGUUAUCUAAGCAGACAAGCCUCUGCAUAGACUCUUACUAGAUAAGCUCUUCUUUUGUAUUUUGACCAGUAAGUUUGUUGUCAUAAAUGUUUCAAAUAUACACUACUGGUUAAGAGCAUUUUUCUAAAUUUACUUUUCAGACUCAUUUAGAGCCUCGAUUUGUCUUUCCGCAAAGCAGUGAGUUUUUUUUCUCUUUUUCACUAAAUCCUGUGAAACACUGAUCUAUUGCGAAAUGUAAAUAUACUGCUGUGUUCCAGCCUUCCCAGUGCUGAAAUCUUUCACCUGUUAAAACGUUGUAAAUAUGCACUUUGUAUGGUCUUCUCUCCUCUU
Messenger RNA from Chanos chanos (milkfish), 1427 nucleotides. It is a transcript of the gene unga, whose product is annotated as uracil DNA glycosylase a. Gene Ontology annotation, molecular function: uracil DNA N-glycosylase activity. The transcript has 6 exons. Gene Ontology annotation, cellular component: mitochondrion; nucleus. Gene Ontology annotation, biological process: base-excision repair; base-excision repair, AP site formation via deaminated base removal. Lineage: Eukaryota; Metazoa; Chordata; Actinopteri; Gonorynchiformes; Chanidae. The record is from RefSeq and is a predicted model, not a curated record. The coding region runs from base 139 to 1044 and encodes 301 amino acids.